GAACCACUUUGAAAUGCGAAAUUUUUUCGAUCGGAUAAAGUAGAAGCGGACAAGGUGAAUUUCCGGGAAUUUGCGGGCGGACUACUCUGAAUGGAGCCUGUCCUCGCGUGACUGAAACUCCGUUGGCCACGCCUACAGGCACGGGAAAACGUGGAAAGCGAGUGAAAAUCACAACAAACGCCAGCACCUGGGGCCCCUGGAUCUGGAACUGAGCGCGCGAUCGCUGGAUCCCGCGGCUAAUUGGAUUGGGACAACGCACAUUUUGGACACCAUCUUCCGCCCGAACCCGAGUCCCAAAGCCAGCUUAAUUGGCUUAGGCGGCGGUUGUCGAUGUUGGCCUCUGUCGUGUGAAAUGGGUGUGGGCUACUACACCGAAGGGAACAAGAUCAAGAGCAGCAGCUCAGCACGUUAGUCAGAUUGAAGAAGCUUCUCCCAGACCCCGAGGUCCUUCGAAAAGCAGCCGGCGAUGAGUCAAGUGGCGGCCACAGUGGAGCCUCUGGCCGCUGUCAAGCCGAAGUCGAUGCGUUCCCGGAAGCGCAGGCAGCGCCGGAGACGACAGAUAGCCUACCUGGCCAUUUGCGGACUGAGUGUGGCCAUCUUUGGCUUCGCCCUGGCCACGCUUAUCCGGCCAGCAACCGCCCAGAACGAUGAUGAUGUGCCCGGCAACUGGCGCAAGGGAUAUGUGGGCCAUGGCACCACGCACGAGCAGCUCGGCCAGCCCCACUGGCCACCCGUGGAGUACACCAUGUACAGGCCGACGACCAACUACACCAAGGAACCACCGCCGCCCACGUCGGCCAUGAACUCCAUUUUCAAUUUUACACACUUUCUGUAUGACAAGGUCCUGUACAGGGAUGAGCCUAUACCAGAAGGCUACAUUGUGGUGAGGAACGCGGACACACUGACCCUGGGCCCCAAGGUGGAGGAGAAUGACUGGCGGGAUCUGUUGGCCCACUAUUGGAUGGUUCUCAUCUGGGUUUUUAUUCUGGUGGUGCUCAUUAUUAUCAUACCGUUUAUUGCCGUUUGCUAUUGCUGCUUCUGUUGCUGCAGAAGAUGUCGACAGGGCUGUCCUCCUUGUACCAGUAAGCAGGAUGCCCAGCGGCGCUUUUGCUGCGGCAUCUGUCUGCUGAUCCUCAUCAUUGGACUGAUCUUUGGCAUCAUUAUCGCCUUUGUGACCAACAAAAUGAUUGACAGCGGGUUCUCCGAGACCUCUGAAACAAUGAAGCGCGGCAGCGAGGACACCUGCACCUAUCUGAAGGAUGUGGCCGACCACGUUUACCAUCUGAUGAUGUACAACUACGAGGAGAUGGAGACCCAUGUGCUAGAUCAACUAACCCAUGCCCAUAGGCACAUAUUUUUGGAUCUCUCCGACACAUCGGAGAGUAAUUCACUAGCCGAGAUGGAGAGGGUGUUGGAGAACAUGCCCGAGGCUCUGGAGCUGAUGAGACAAGUGGACAAGAUGGAGAAGGACCUGCGGUUCUAUGGCUCACAGUUAAGAGAUGGUGUGCGUGGCAUCAAGCGAGAUAUCAACUUUGCCGUGGCCAAUCUCUGUCAACUCCAGAUGUGUCAGAAGUUCCUGAUCAGCAGCAAUAUCGAGCACAUUGACACCUCUCAGUGUCUGCACUUCGACGGGCUACCAAACACUACAGCCUUUAUUGCUGGAAUGGAGGAUAUAAUUGAACGGAAAGUUUAUGUUAUACCGCAACGAGGACUUGCGCGUCUGAAGAAAGUGAGCGACAAGGUGAAGACGCAGAUGUCCUUCGUUGUGCCGCCCAUGAUGCGGGACUUGACCAAGGGCAGGACCGUCUUCCGCGAACAUGCCACAAAUGUGCGUAACAUUGUGGAGGGAGUCCUGAGUGACAUCCACAUAAAGACGCUGCAUUCGACAAAGUCGUUUGAGGAUGUCUACGAGCGUUUUGGUCACGAUAGGAACGUUGUCAGUUUGAUUGUAUGCUUGCUGAUUCUUCUGGUACUUUUUAUACUGAUCUUUGCUCUGUUGUGUGGCUGCUUUGGGCGACGACGCACUGGAUACGGCGAUGAGUGCUGCAGCAAGUCCACCGGCGCCACUUGCCUUCUUCUAGCCAUCCUGUUGAUAUUCUGUGUUUUCUCGUUCAUCGCUUUGGUUGGGCUGUUCUACUUUAUGCUGGGCAUGGUGACCUACCAGGGUGCCUGUGCUCCGCUGAGGGACCAGGAGAACAACACCCUCUUCCGACAGCUGGAUGCUAAGAUUGAUUUGCAUCACUUCUUGCCAAAGGGCGAGGCCUCCAAGGACGUGUCGGAGCCGCUGAAAAUGUCGAGUGCCAUCAAGGCCUGCCAUGCCAACCAGACCAUAUUUGAGAUGUUGCGCCAGAACAACAUAUACGACAUCAACGACCUGGCGCGCAUCAAGGUUAUGACCCACUCAGCCGACGAUCCGGAUACUGUCAAGGUCUUCGAUGAGGAUCUGUCCACUGUGAUACUGCUGACGAACGAAGAGCGCGAGGACUUGAACCAAGCCCGCGAAAAUACUCUUUCCAAGUACCACAGCUCCUUGUACAUGCCCAGUCUGUGCACCCAGUUCACGCCGAUGAACCUAAACGCCCUUUCCGAGCAGCUGUACAAGCUGUCCAACGAUCUUGAGUACCCCGCCUACGGCUGGGCCAAGGUGUCCUUCUGGAACGAGGGCCUCAACACGAAGGCCUUCUAUCGCAACUUUGUGCCAAAGCUCACCAGCCUGGUGGAGAAGAUGAGGGCCAAUCUGAAGAAGAUCGACGAGCUGAUCUCGUACGAGAACCACGACUUUACCAACACCAUCAAGAUUUUGACUGCCACGGCAAUCAGCUCUGAGGAGUUCAUCCAGAAACGCGGCAAGGAGUACAUCAAUAGCCUAGGAGGCAACUUGACAAAGACCAUUGACCAGAUGAUAGAGGACUACAUCGAUAUGAUUAUAAAGGAGGCCAACGAAAGUGUGGGACACUGUGCGCCCCUAUCGUAUAUAUACUAUCGUGGAGUCGACUUGAUCUGUCACCGUAUCGUCGAUCCCAUUAAUGGCUUCUGGGUGGGCAUAUUGCUGUGCGCCCUGCUCUUCCUGCCCAUCCUGUUCGUGGCCCACCGCCUGAUGUGCCUGUACAAGAAGAUCUAUCCGUAUUUGGCCACCGUUGGAGCUGCCGGCGUUGUCGAGGGCGGCAGCGACUAUCUGUACGACGCUUAUAGUGAGCGCGAGCGCGAACAUGUACCAUUGGCUAAUGUGCCCAAGAAGCGGCGCAAGGCCUACGAGCGGCGCCGGGAGCAGCAGGAUUACUACGAGGACGCCUCCCCCAGCGUCUCCCGUGGCAACCGGUCUGGCGGAGAUCGCGGAGCCGGCGGCGGGGACGGAGCCCCGGGCAGCAGCAGCAUGCGUUACAACGAUAUGGCGCCGACGCACUGGGACCACGAGCCACCACGAUACCACAAUCCUCCAGCCGCGCCGCCAUCCUCGGAGUACGAACGUCCGCCGCCCUACUACUAUCCCGGUGCCUCCGAGCAGGAUUAGACGGACGCACUGGCUCGGGAUGCGCCGUUCGAGAGGUGGCAACAUGGAUGAUUUUAUUUUCAACCCCUAACGCCCACUGCCUCCGUUUUCCCCCAUAUUAGUAUACCCCCUACUGAGACUGUACUUUUAGUUAAAAGCGUAAACAAAAGGAUAACUGAAAUUAUAUAAUUUAAUUAAGUAGUAUUGUAGCAUCAGGUGUGUUAUCACUUUGGCCCGGCCAGGAGAUCUGCCAGCUGGAGAGGAACCCCCAUUCAUAGUUAUUAUUAAGUGCGGGCCAAAGCAGGAGGGCAAAUACGAAAAUUCUCAAAUACCCACUUAUGAUUACUUUACAAAAACGAAACAAAACAAAAAAUGUUGCCAAAAGACGAGCACGAUGAAUCGGAAGUAUCCGGCGGGACGCGUGCCCAGCCGGAGUAUUUAAUGAACUCUGGAGUCUGGAGACUCCGGGCUAGAUGGCCGAGCGGCAGGCGUAGGAUCUGAUGAGUCCCUUGAAGAAGUUGGCCAUUCGCCGGGCCGCACGGCCGCAGAAGCUUUAAGGAAUCUCAUAAUUUUAUUAUGCACACACUCAGAGCAGGCGAGACAUACCCAAAAAAGAUAAAUAAAACACAAUAUCUAGCAAGCAACUACAUAAAUAAUAACCGAUCAAACACUUUAUGGAAUCUGUAAACUUCCAGGAAAUCAAAAGUCGCGGAAAGCAAAAUACGAUCAAUACCAAAACUGCCAUUUUAAUUUAGAAAAGAGCAGAACACGAUAGUUGGGAGUUGUUCAAUGCAUUUAAUGUAUUUAAUUUAGAAACAAUACGAACACUACACACUUCCUUAAGAACCGACAAAUUGUGCACUCGGACCCAAACAUACCAAUUAAAUAAAACAAAUUCCCCAAACAGCUACAGAUUCGGGUUACGAAUUCUUGAGUGUAAUACGUAUUUUAACACGUUGUCAUAGUUUAGUAAGUGAAAACCAAAAGCAAAACGCAACCCUAAAGCAUUUAAACGUUUCCAAUUGUAUUGUCUAGGAUCUUAAGGGCAAGCUGUAAGUUUCCGACAAGAAAUACCUAUAAACAACAUACACCAUACACAAAUAAACCGACACGCGAGCAUAUUGUACGGAUUACACAAUUACAUAAUUUUAGUAUUAUUAUACAAGUAAGAAUGUGUGUUGUAUUUUACAUUUGACGUACAUUAAAUGAUUUCCGCUUAAGUCAA
Messenger RNA from Drosophila biarmipes, 4715 nucleotides. RefSeq names its product prominin-like protein. The coding region runs from base 467 to 3511 and encodes 1014 amino acids. The transcript has 15 exons. Gene Ontology annotation, cellular component: membrane. Lineage: Eukaryota; Metazoa; Arthropoda; Insecta; Diptera; Drosophilidae. The record is from RefSeq and is a predicted model, not a curated record.